GGGAUCCGGAAGAGGUCGCCUUUCGGUGCGGAAGUCGGCUCGCUGGAGUCAGCGCCGUGAGCCGCCCCGCGGCUGUGGGAAUAAGAUGGCGGGGAAGAAGAGCGUCCUGUCUUCUCUGGCAGUUUACGCGGAAGAUUCAGAGCCCGAGUCGGACGGCGAGGCUGGAGUGGAGACGGCGGGCAGCGCGGCUGAGGAGAAAGGCGGAUUGGUAUCUGAUGCCUAUGGAGAGGACGAUUUUUCUCGCCUCGGGAAUGAUGAAGAUGGCUAUGAGGAAGAGGAGGAGGAGAACAGCAAACAAUCGGAAGAUGACGAUUCAGAGACUGAAAAACCUGAGGCUGAUGACCCAAAGGUGGUCACUCGUGUCGUUGAGGCGUUUUUUGGAAUAUUGAAUUCCGCAUUUAAACUGGAGUACACUCAGAGGAGCGAAAGCUUCAAGGAUAACCCAGAAGUAGAAAAGCGGGAUCCGCAGGAAUUAGUUGCCUCCUUUUCGGAAAGAGUCCGGAAUAUGUCACCUGAUGAAAUCAAGAUCCCGCCGGAGCCCCCGGGCAGAUGUUCAAAUCACCUGCAGGACAAGAUCCAGAAGCUGUAUGAGCGGAAGAUGAAGGAGGGAAUGGAUAUGAACUACAUGAUCCAAAGGAAGAAAGAGUUCCGGAACCCCAGCAUCUACGAGAAGCUGAUCCAGUUCUGUGCCAUUGAUGAGCUUGGCACCAACUACCCGAAGGAUAUGUUUGACCCCCAUGGCUGGUCUGAGGACUCCUAUUACGAGGCAUUAGCCAAAGCCCAGAAGGUUGAAAUGGACAAAUUGGAAAAGGCCAAAAAGGAGCGAACCAAAAUUGAGUUUGUGACAGGCACCAAGAAAGGCACCACCACCAACGCCACGGCCACCACCACCACCACGGCCAGCACAGCUGUUGCAGAUGCUCAGAAGAGAAAGAGCAAGUGGGACUCGGCCAUCCCAGUGACAACCAUAGCCCAGCCCACCAUCCUCACCACCACGGCCACCCUGCCCGCUGUCGUCACCGUGACCACCAGUGCCAGCGGCUCCAAGACCACCGUGAUCUCUGCCGUGGGCACCAUCGUGAAGAAGGCCAAGCAGUGACCCAGGCACCGGCUCGGGGGGGCUCGGACAUUCCUUCCCUUCGAGGGGGGAGCCGCUCCAGGGCUUGAUCAGAGAUGAGACUGCGCCCAGUGACGCUGCCGCGGGGCGCUGCCGCGGUGUGUGUCUCAGGACUGGGACCGCUCCGAGGCCACCCCGCGAGGAGCCUCUGUGGCCUUCCAGCCAAAAGGAUGUGGCUGCAGAGGCGUGGGCUGUGGACAGGGUCCUCCCGCCGCCCAGGCCCAUCGCCCUAUUAAAAGUGCGGUGUUCUUGCA
Molecule: messenger RNA, 1371 nt
Organism: Eptesicus fuscus (big brown bat)
Lineage: Eukaryota; Metazoa; Chordata; Mammalia; Chiroptera; Vespertilionidae
Gene: SAP30BP
Product: SAP30 binding protein
Exons: 12
Coding region: 86-1099 (337 amino acids)
Biological process (GO): regulation of DNA-templated transcription
Cellular component (GO): nucleus
Source: RefSeq, a predicted model, not a curated record